UGUCCAAUGGAUUAUUUGCUCAAAGUCGUAGCACUCCUUGUCACGGCCUCUGCCAUAGCCAUCCACAUCCUGAGCAGAGCCAAGAAAUCAUGUCCGGCCAACUUGCCCCCUGGCUCCAUGGGUAUUCCGGUGAUUGGCCAGAGCCUCGGCUUCGUCCGCGCCAUGCACUUUAACAGCAUCGACCAGUGGUUUUGGGACCGGAUCGACAGGUAUGGGCUGGUUUCGAAGCUUUCGCUGUUCGGCAAGCCGACGGUUCUCCUCGUCGGCCCGGCGGCCAACAAGUUCAUGUUCUUCAGCAGCUCGCUGCCGCCGUAUGUGCCCCUGUUCGCCCAGCGUGUUAUCGGGGAGAAGACCAUCUUGUCCCUCUCCGGCGACGAUCACCUGCGCAUCCGUGGCGCGCUAAUGGAGUUCCUCAAACCAGCCAUGCUCAAGCUGUACGUUAAGAAGAUCGACGCCGAGGUGAGGCACCACCUAGAGGAGAAUUGGGCCGGCCGGACGACCGUCACGGUGCUGCCACUGAUGAAGCGGCUGACGUUCAACAUCAUCUCCGCGCUAGUCUUCGGCUUUGAGGCGGGCGCCGUGCGGGACGCCUUCGCCGAUGAUGUGGGGCGCAUGCUUGCGGGCAUCAUUGCGAUGCCGGUGGACCUGCCGUUCACGGCUUACGGCCGGAGCAUCAAGGCUGGCCAAAGGGCUCGACGGCUACUCAGGGGGAUCAUGCGGGAGAAGAAGGCGAAACAGGGGGACUCGCCAAACAAGAACCUGAUCAGCCACCUGCUCAGCAUGAGAGACGAGAAUGGCCAGCAGCUGCUGACCGAUGAGGAGAUCGUCGACAACAGCUUGAUCCCCAUGAUUGCCGGCUACGACACGACGUCCAUACUCAUGACGUUCAUGGUCCGCCACCUCGCCGGCGAUCCGGCCACCCUCGCCGCCAUGGUGCAAGAGCAUGAAGAGAUUGCAAGGAACAAGUCUGAUGGGGAGGCUCUUACAUGGGUAGACCUAUCAAAUAUGAAGUUCACAUGGCGAGUCGCACAGGAAAUACUUCGCCUCAUCCCUGUAGUGUUCGGGGGCUUUAGAAUAGCAUUGGAGGAUGCCGAGUUCGAUGGCUACCGCAUUCCAAAAGGAUGGCAGGUGUUUUGGUUGGCUAGCGCAACGCAACUGGAUCCUAGCAUCUUCCCCGAGCCGGCUAAGUUCGACACCUCCCGGUUUGAGAACCUGUCAUCCACGACGCCGCCGUGCUCCUUCGUCGGCUUCGGCACCGGCCCCAGGAUAUGCCCCGGGAUGGAGUUUGCCAAGGUCCAAACACUGGUGAUGAUGCACUACCUGGUGAGACACUUCACAUGGAAGCUCUCCUGCAAGGAGAACACAUUCACAAGAGACCCCAUGCUGUCGCCGCUGCAUGGCCUGCCCAUACAACUAGAACACAGGACCUCCCUUUGA
Lolium rigidum is the source of this 1437-nucleotide messenger RNA. Its product is annotated as taxadiene 5-alpha hydroxylase-like. The transcript has 3 exons. Gene Ontology annotation, molecular function: iron ion binding; monooxygenase activity; oxidoreductase activity, acting on paired donors, with incorporation or reduction of molecular oxygen. The coding region runs from base 7 to 1437 and encodes 476 amino acids. Lineage: Eukaryota; Viridiplantae; Streptophyta; Magnoliopsida; Poales; Poaceae. Gene Ontology annotation, biological process: sterol metabolic process. The record is from RefSeq and is a predicted model, not a curated record.